Macaca mulatta (Rhesus monkey) is the source of this 3390-nucleotide messenger RNA. It is a transcript of the gene SLC9D1, whose product is annotated as transmembrane and coiled-coil domains 3. Gene Ontology annotation, cellular component: membrane. The record is from RefSeq and is a predicted model, not a curated record. Gene Ontology annotation, biological process: proton transmembrane transport; potassium ion transmembrane transport. Gene Ontology annotation, molecular function: potassium:proton antiporter activity. Lineage: Eukaryota; Metazoa; Chordata; Mammalia; Primates; Cercopithecidae.
GGCCGUAAGUGCGGCUGGGCCGGAGUCCCGGGCGGCGGUGCUGUACGAGGGCGGUGCUGGGCAGGGCGGCGGCCGCUCCCUCCCGGCCCUGGUCCCGCCUGGGAAGGGAUGCAGGGAAGCCCUUGGGCGCUGCGCUCCGAGGCAGGAGACGGCGUCCCCCUCCGCCCCUCGACUCCUGGCGCCUCAGAGCCCGGCCCAGGCCGCGGAACGGUGAUGCUCGGGCCGGACGGGCGGGCGCGGCCUCCUGCGUCCCGGUCUUCCUAAAGAAAGAAAGAGAAGGAGACUGAAUUGGGAUGAUAACAGAAAGUUCUAGAGAUCCAGCUGAAAUGUGUAUCUGAAAUGCAAGCUCACCGGGGCAGAGACCUGUGGAUUGCCGUACGCUGCCCUCCGACCCCGGAUCAUGAAGGUGUUGGGAAGAAGCUUCUUCUGGGUGCUGUUUCCGGUCCUUCCCUGGGCAGUGCAGCCUGUGGAGCACGAGGAGGUGGCGCAGCGUGUGAUCAAACUGCACCGCGGGCGAGGGGCGACCGCCACUCAGAGCCGCCAGUGGGUCCGGGACAGCUGCAGGAAGCUCUCAGGGCUUCUCCGCCAGAAGAAUGCAGUUCUGAACAAACUGAAAAAUGCAAUUGGAGCAGUGGAGAAAGACGUGGGCCUGUCAGAUGAAGAGAAACUGUUUCAGGUGCACACAUUUGAAAUUUUCCAGAAAGAGUUGAAUGAAAGUGAAAAUUCCGUGUUCCAAGCCAUCUAUGGACUGCAGAGAGCCCUGCAGGGGGAUUACAAAGAUGUGGUGAACAUGAAGGAGAGCAGCCGGCAGCGCCUGGAGGCCCUGAGAGAGGCUGCAAUAAAGGAAGAAACAGAAUAUAUGGAACUUCUAGCAGCAGAAAAACAUCAAGUUGAAGCCCUUAAAAAUAUGCAACAUCAAAACCAAAGUUUAUCCAUGCUCGACGAGAUUCUUGAAGAUGUAAGAAAGGCAGCAGAUCGUCUGGAGGAAGAGAUAGAGGAACACGCUUUCGACGACAACAAAUCAGUCAAGGGGGUCAAUUUUGAGGCAGUUCUGAGGGUGGAGGAAGAAGAGGCCAAUUCUAAGCAAAAUAUAACAAAACGAGAAGUGGAGGACGACUUGGGCCUUAGCAUGCUGAUUGACUCCCAGAACAACCAGUAUAUUCUGACCAAGCCCAGAGACUCAACCAUCCCCCGUGCGGAUCACCACUUUAUAAAGGACAUUGUUACCAUAGGAAUGCUGUCCUUGCCUUGUGGCUGGCUAUGUACAGCCAUAGGAUUGCCUACAAUGUUUGGUUAUAUUAUUUGUGGUGUACUUCUAGGACCUUCAGGACUGAAUAGUAUUAAGUCUAUUGUGCAAGUGGAGACAUUAGGAGAAUUUGGGGUGUUUUUUACUCUUUUUCUUGUUGGCCUAGAAUUUUCUCCAGAAAAACUAAGAAAGGUGUGGAAGAUUUCCUUACAAGGGCCGUGUUACAUGACACUGUUGAUGAUUGCGUUUGGCUUGCUAUGGGGGCAUCUCCUGCGGAUCAAACCCACGCAGAGCGUCUUCAUUUCCACCUGUCUGUCCUUGUCGAGCACACCCCUCGUGUCCAGGUUCCUCGUGGGCAGCGCUCGAGCUGACAGAGAAGGCGACAUUGACUACAGCACCGUGCUCCUUGGCAUGCUGGUGACGCAGGACGUGCAGCUCGGGCUCUUCAUGGCCGUCAUGCCGACUCUCAUACAGGCGGGCGCCAGUGCAUCUUCUAGCAUUGUCAUGGAAGUUCUGCGAAUCCUGGUUUUGAUUGGUCAGAUUCUUUUUUCGCUAGUGGCGGUUUUUCUUUUAUGUCUUGUUAUAAAGAAGUAUCUCAUUGGACCCUAUUAUCGGAAGCUGCACGUGGAAAGCAAGGGGAACAAAGAAAUCCUGAUCUUGGGAAUGUCUGCCUUUAUCUUCUUAAUGUUAACGGUCACGGAGCUGCUGGACGUCUCCAUGGAGCUGGGCUGUUUCCUGGCCGGAGCGCUGGUCUCCUCUCAGGGCCCCAUGGUCACCGAGGAGAUCGCCGCCUCCAUUGAACCCAUCCGCGACUUCCUGGCCAUCGUUUUCUUCGCCUCAAUAGGGCUCCACGUGUUCCCCACAUUUGUGGUGUACGAGCUCACGGUGCUGGUGUUCCUCACCUUGUCAGUGGUGGUCAUGAAGUUUCUCCUGGCGGUGCUGGUCCUGUCUCUCAUUCUGCCGAGGAGCAGCCAAUACAUCAAGUGGAUCGUCUCCGCGGGGCUUGCCCAGGUCAGCGAGUUUUCCUUUGUCCUGGGGAGCCGGGCACGAAGAGCGGGCGUCAUCUCUCGGGAGGUGUACCUCCUUAUACUGAGUGUGACCACGCUCAGCCUCUUACUCGCCCCGGUGCUGUGGAGAGCUGCAAUCAUGAGGUGUGUGCCCAGACCAGAGAGACGGUCCAGCCUCUGAUGCACGGAGAUGAUGGACCUUGGAAGGGAAGCAUCUGUGGGGAGUGUGCGCUUAAAUGGCCAGCAGCUGCUCCUUCUGGGAAGCUCGCACCUUGGCAACAGAACAGCUCUCUAGCAAAGUGUCGGUGCAGUCGUGUUAUCCUGGUUUUUACAGAAUAUUCCUGUCCCAUUUUAGAAUUUUCCAGAGUAGUUUAUUUGCAGUCAGUUGAUUAUGUGCAGUAGACCCGGGACGCUGCAUUUUACCAGUCGCCUUGAAUGUGUUGCCUGGAUGUGCCUUUUUUUUCCCUGAAAUUAAUUAUUAUUAAUUUUCUAUUGUGAGUUCAUCAUAGUUUUUUUAGUAAAGAAGCAAAAUUAAAAGGCAUUUUAAAAUGUGCAACUUCUGGCUGGGCGUGGUGGCUCACGCCUAUAAUCCCAGCACUUUGGGAGGCCGAGGCGGGUGAAUCACGAGGUCAGGAGAUCAAGACCAUCCUGGCUAACAUGGUGAAACCCCAUCUCUACUAAAAAUACAAAAAUUAGUCGGGCAUGGUGGCGGGUGCCUGUAGUCCCAGUACUCCGGAGGCUGAGGCAGGAAAAUGGCGUGAACCCGGGAGGCGGAGCUUGCAAUGAGCUGAGUUCGCACCACUGCACUCCAGUCUGGGCGACAGAGCAAGACACCGUCUCAAACAAACAAAAAAAAAGUACAACUUCAGAAUUAUAAUCUAUUGGUCAAUAUUUGUUAUUAAACAUUUCUGUAAUGUGAAGUUGUAAUCCUAGCAGUGAGCUUGGAAGCUUACUUUUGAUUCUUAAAGCCUAUGUUUUCUAAAAUGAGGCAAAUAUGGAUGUCUGUUUGCCUUUUAUUGUAACUAUUUUAAAUGAAAUAAUUUCAUGUCAAUUUCUAUUAGUUAUGUCACUUAAAAUAUUUGGUUUUAAAUCGCAAGAAUAUGUAUUCUUUAAUAAAGAUAAUUUAUGAUCAGGGUA